GUGAUAAACAUAUCGGCCACUCGAUGCGAUAUGACAUAAACACUAGGUACGUUUACGUAACGUGAGAGACGAGCAGCGGGCUUAUUGCCAUUUGCAAACGACGUCGCCCACGUCACUAGCCGGGUCGACUGUUCGUGAGUCUGCCACCCGCCUCCCACUUGCCUCGCGUUGCACCGAGCUACCGCUCGCUAGUGCCGCAGUGAUUAAGAGAUCGCGUAAACAAACUGCGCGAAAAUAAAACGUUUAAAUAAACUCUGCUUUUAUGAAUAAAGUAUGGCCGAGAAGCAAUAUAUAUUGGGAAUGGACAUCGGCACGACUUCCGUGAAAGUCUGCGUAUACGAUCCCGAGACCAAGGAAUUAGUGGCUAAACAGAAUAAGGACACCGCGGCAAACAUUCCCAGCGACCAGGGUAUCGAAGGAAACAAGCAGGAUGUUCCGAAAAUAGUGUCUGCUGUUCAUUACUGUGUCUCGAGAUUGCCUAGAGAUGUUUUGCGGCAUGUUAAGAAAAUCGGUGUUUGCGGUCAAAUGCACGGAGUCGUGUUGUGGAAGGAUAGAGCUUGGGAAAAGGUAGAAAAGGAAGGCGUCGUAAUUCGAUUUGAGGCUACCAGGGAGAAGAUGUCAGCAUUAUACACAUGGCAGGACACAAGAUGUAAACCAGAAUUCUUGGAUACUUUACCAACACCUGAUUCACAUCUUCAAUGCUUUUCUGGAUAUGGUUGCGCUACCUUGCUGUGGAUGCUCAAACACAAGCCAGAGAAACUAAAAAGUUUCACAUAUUCAGCUACAGUUCAAGAUUUUGUUGUAGCAAUGUUAUGUGAUUUAGAAUGUCCAAUUACAUCAGAUCAAAAUGCAGCCAGUUGGGGUUACUUUAACACAGAAAAAAACGAAUGGAAUACAGAUAUAUUAAAUUCGAUUGGCUUCCCAAUUAAUCUCUUGCCUAAAGUAUUGAAGAGUGCAGAAAUUGCAGGAGUAUUGAGCAGUUCUUGGAAUGGAAUCCCUGAAGGAACACCAGUAGGUGUAGCAAUGGGUGACCUUCAAUGUUCUAUUAUUGCAACACUUGAAAACAAGCAGGAUGCUGUGUUGAAUGUGUCCACCUCAGCCCAGCUUGCGAUUGUAGCUGAUAGGAUAAGUGAUUUAGGAUGUGAGACAAUUGAGCACUUGCCAUACUUUGAUAAUUCUUAUUUGGUUGUUGCUGCAUCUUUGAACGGAGGGAAUGUACUUGCUACAUUUGUGAAAAUGCUUCAGCAAUGGAUGCUGGAGUUUGGAUUCCCAAUACCUCAAUCAAAGGUGUGGGAAAAGCUCAUUGCUCUUGGACUUGAGGCUCCAGAAGGAACAAACAUGAAAAUAAGCCCUUUACUUUUGGGUGAAAGGCAUGCCCCAAUUGCUAAAGCUUCAGUGGAGAAUAUAGAUCUUUCCAAUAUACAAUUAGGGCAUGUCUUCAGAUCUCUAUGUGACAGUCUUAUUGAAAAUUUACAUUGCAUGAUGCCCAAAGAAAUUUUGAGGAAAGCUAAUAUUAAGAGAAUUGUUGGGAAUGGCUCUGGUUUAUCUAGAAAUGCUGUGUUGCAAAGGGCUGUAGAGAACUACUACAGUUUGCCUUUGGAAUUUACCUCAGGUGGGGAUGCAGCUAAAGGUGCAGCUAUAGCUAUUAUAACAGCAACUUAAAUACUGUUAAAUAAUUUAAAAAUGUAAUUAAUUAUUGCUGAAAAAAAUUUUUAUAUUGUGGGUACAGUAUGUAAAAUUUAAAUAAAGUACAAAUAUGUAAAGUUAUAUAAGUUCAUUGGCUUAUUUAUAAAUAUUACAGGCACACAAGUGUAUUGGCAAGCUAAGUGAGAUAGUGCAAACUGUAUAUCCUGUACAAUUCCAACAAACUGCUAACCAUACUAUUGGUUUGGUAGCAAAUUACUAAAAACUGCUAUUGUUGUUUUCUUGUCUACAUACACAAAUUUUACAAUAAUGCAAUAUUUAAUUUAUAUCACAAACAAUACAAUACCUUUAAUAAGGAAUA
Messenger RNA from Pararge aegeria (speckled wood butterfly), 2005 nucleotides. RefSeq names its product sedoheptulokinase-like. The coding region runs from base 274 to 1662 and encodes 462 amino acids. Gene Ontology annotation, cellular component: cytosol. NCBI's taxonomy places the organism in Eukaryota, Metazoa, Arthropoda, Insecta, Lepidoptera, Nymphalidae. The transcript is spliced from 2 exons. Gene Ontology annotation, molecular function: sedoheptulokinase activity. The record is from RefSeq and is a predicted model, not a curated record. Gene Ontology annotation, biological process: carbohydrate metabolic process.